This is a messenger RNA of Raphanus sativus (radish), 937 nucleotides long. RefSeq lists its product as uncharacterized. The record is from RefSeq and is a predicted model, not a curated record. The transcript has 5 exons. The coding region runs from base 162 to 728 and encodes 188 amino acids. Lineage: Eukaryota; Viridiplantae; Streptophyta; Magnoliopsida; Brassicales; Brassicaceae.
UUUGGGGGUGAAAUUAAAUCUCCACUUCUCUCUCUCUACAGAGGGAUCCCUAAAUCCCAAACCCUAGAUUUUAAUCCUCGUGUAACUUGUUAAUUCAAAUUCGCGCAUUCGUUUUGGAAGAAAGUUUGGGAAUUUUGAGCCAAUCAAUCAUAAGAAGCAAAAUGGGGAAGAAUCAAGCGUACAAGGCGAUGCAGAGAUCUAGGGUUGGCUCCACCUCAGCUCAGCCCGAGGAGGUUGAAGACGGAAUGGUGGAUGGUUCAUUUCAUACACCAGAGUGGCAUGCUGCUCGUUUGGCUAGUCUCAAGACUACCCACACUAUCACCUGGGAAGAGUACAAGAAUAAGCAAAAGGAAGAAGAAAUGAAAAAGGGAGAACUUGAAGCAGAUACUGACAAACUGAUGCGUGAGUAUAGAGCUCAGCUGGAUGCUGAAAGAGCCUUGAAACUCUCCAAGGGAAGGAACUAUUCCACUGACAACAAGUCCCGGAAAGAUAAGAAAGACAGAGAUUCGUCAAAGAAGAAAAAAAGCAAAAAGAGAAAGCAUUAUUCUUCCUCAGAGUCGUCAUCUAGUAGCGAUGAAGACGAAUCAAGAAGAUCAAGAUCGAGUUCUAAAAGAUCGAAGAAGGAUAAGAAGCACAAGUCCAACAGAGACAAACGCUCUAGCAAACGUAAAGACGAAACCGAUGGCCCUGUUCCACUCUCUAGAUUCUUUGGCAAUUUGAAGAGUUAGACAUUGAUUGACACAAAGAACCAUUGCAAGGAUUUAGUAAGAUCGUCCUCAAUCAGAAAUAUUCAUAUUCUCCAAAAUAGAAGAUAUGACUUGUUUUCUUCCUUGUUGCAAUGUUAUAAUUUUUGACAACAUUCUCAUGUAUUAUUAUUAUUUGUUGGAUUGAGAGUUGCAAUAAUUCCCACAUGAUCAAUCAGUUUUUUUCUGUUUUA